Octopus bimaculoides (California two-spot octopus) is the source of this 1390-nucleotide messenger RNA. RefSeq lists its product as uncharacterized. Gene Ontology annotation, molecular function: DNA-binding transcription factor activity, RNA polymerase II-specific. Gene Ontology annotation, biological process: regulation of transcription by RNA polymerase II. Gene Ontology annotation, cellular component: nucleus. The record is from RefSeq and is a predicted model, not a curated record. Lineage: Eukaryota; Metazoa; Mollusca; Cephalopoda; Octopoda; Octopodidae.
GCUCAUGCGCAGAACGUAUGUAUGUAAAAGCUGAAUAUAUAUAAAAUUAAAUUAGACCACUCUUCUUGAAUAGGACCAAAAAAUCAUUUACGUUAUGCUUUAAAGAACCCCUCAUACAUGUUUCGCGCAUACGAGCUAGAUAGUGGUUGUAGGAUCGACUAGUCACGACUAGCUAGUGCGGAUAAGCGAGUACGCAAGUGCGCGCACCGGGACCUCUCUUCUUCAAUAGUACCCAUUCAUAAAGCGAAUAUCACACCCUCUUGACAGAACAGAAAUUUCUUCAUUCCGAUGUGCCUUCGAUAUUUUUUGUGGACUAAAGGAAAACGAUGUAACUCUGAGGACAUUCAUCGAUACAUCAACCUCUUUAUAUGAAGAAAGAUCUAUGGAACAAUACGGCAAAAUAUUUCUUCUGGAAGAUGGAGUUAACAGCAGCAAUUUUGUGUCGAUGCUGUUUGGAAUAUAGAUGAGACGAUUGUUUUACAGGUUAAUUAAACAAAGUAGUUGACAGUUUUCACCAACUGAUGUAGAUCAAAGAAACAGCAGCAUUACAUCAUUCUCUGAAAAUAGUAACACAACUGAACACAAACAUAUUGAUGGAAAUGGAAAAGAUACUUUCACAGUGAUAUGUACGAUAAAUUAUGCACUCGAAAUGCAUCAUUUAACUAAACCAAAAAACACUGAUGCAGGAGAAAAGCCAUAUCAUUGUGAAAUCUGUGGUAAAUCAUUCUCUGAAAGUAUUCAAUUGACUAAACACAAACGUACACACAGAGGAGAGAAGCCAUAUCAUUGUGAUAUCUGUGGUAAAUCAUUCUCUCAAAGUUAUACCUUGACAAGACACAAACUUAGACAUACAGGAGAGAAUCCUUAUAAUUGUGAUAUCUGUGGUGAAUCAUUCUCUCAAAGUGAUCAUUUGACUAAACACAGACGUACACAUACUGGAGAGAAGCCAUAUCUUUGUGAUAUCUGCUGUAAAUCGUUCUCUCAAAGUAGUCAUUUGACUAAACACAGACGUACGCAUACAGGAGAGAAGCCUUAUCAUUGUGAUGUCUGUGGUAAAUCAUUCUCUGUAAAAUAUCACUUGACAUCACACAAACGUACGCAUACAGGAGAGAAGCCUUAUAAUUGUGAUAUCUGUGGUAAAUCAUUCUCUCAAAGUAGUCAUUUGACUAAACACAUACGUACACAUACAGGAGAGAAGCCUUAUCGUUGUGAUAUCUGUGGUAAAUCAUUCUCUGAAAGUGGUCACUUGACUGCACACAAUCGUACGCAUACAGGAGAGAAACCAUAUCAUUGUGAUAUCUGUGGUAAAUCAUUUUCUGCAAGUAGUGACUUGACUAAGCACAAACGUACGCAUACAGGAGAGAAGCCUAACUUAUCUAUACAUGAAUGA